Molecule: messenger RNA, 1199 nt
Organism: Chara braunii
Lineage: Eukaryota; Viridiplantae; Streptophyta; Charophyceae; Charales; Characeae
Source: the annotation of a GenBank genome assembly
GCGUUGUUGUUGGAGAGCGCAUUGCGUGUUUGUAGGUGUUGCCUCUGUAUAUAUACCUUCCGUAGCCAAAUGGAGUCGUACCGGUCGACGACAGAUCCCUGUGCAGGCAAUGAUGGAAGAUUCCAGACCCAGGACAUGCGACAACAAGGAUCUGUCCCGUACUCCUCGCCUUCACCGGCGACUAUGCAGUCCUUCAGCGGACAGAUGCAGGAGGUUGUGCGUGCAGGGCGGAUUCAAGUGCCACCUGCUCGUGUGCCCUCUCCAUCUGUCCAUCAUGCGGAAGGUGCACGUCGGCGGUUCGUUGUUCGACCCACUGCAGACAGUCUGCAUGCGGACCCCGUGCACACGGGCCAGACAUCAUUUUGCACACAGGUUGGAGGCGGGUAUGGCAUGCCUUCUCCGCACAUGUUCCCGGGCGGCGGUGGAUAUGGCAUUGCUCCGCACAUGUACCCCACCCAGCACACUAUGGAAAGGGGCGUGGUGAUGAGGGACGAGUGGCAGUGGUCCCCACAGUGCCGACAACUGUCGCAGCCUAUGCAUGGCGGGUUGUCCGCUCCCUCGCCCAUGUCGGUGAGGCGGUCUGCUGCCGAGCCCUCACCUUCGAUGGCAGAUGUGCAAGGAGAGGAUAUGGAUAAGGGGUGGUCUGUCCACAGUGCAACUUCAUCGUCUGCCGGGUUGCAAGGUCAUUCCUUUGGUGGCGUAGACGAUGAAGUUGAAGGUGAUGGCGGUGACAUUGAUGGGCAAAACUCUGACAACGUGCAGGAGGCUAGGGACAGUGCUAGUGCUGGCCAGAGAGAUGGGGGCGAGAAUGUGGUUGGGCCCCGAAGCAGCAAGCGUGCAAACAAGCGGGGGGGCAAAGAUGGUGCUGCGAAAAACAAGAAGCAAAACAUCCCCUGGAGCUUGGAUGAGAGGAUCGUGCUGUCCAGAUUGAUGGUCGAUGAUGACGCCCUUAUGGCCGACGCCGACGGGCAGCAUCGGUUCAAGAGGAGGAAGGACCGAUAUGAGUGGGUGCACGAUCGGAUGGCGGAGCAGGGGUUUCCGCACAGGUCGGCGGAGGACUGUCAUAAGAAGUGGCAGGGCAUGCUGGCGGCAGCGAAGUUGAUUCUCGACAAAUCAACCCACAUCGACGGGGGCGGACUCGAACGCAAAAGGUUGUGAACAGAGGGGGUUGCAAGGCAGAAUGAACAAAACUUCAUAUA